AUGAUUCAGAGAGUAAAAAAUUUUCUUAAAAUAGCCUAUGACAGCAAUACAGAUCCAUACAUUGCACUUUUACAGUACAGAAAUGCUCCAUUAUCAGGUCUUGAUUUUAGUCCAGCGCAGCUAUUGAUGAGUCGUUUCUUAAGAAUCAAGCUUCCAACAACAAGUCAGAACUUACAUCCAAAAGUCGUAGAUGCAAGAGAUAAUCUAGUUUACAGACAGCAACAACAACAAAAGUAUUAUGAUCGUAAAUCGAAACCUCUUUCAAGUUUGAACAAAGGAGAUGUAGUACGUAUGAAUUACAAUGAAACAUGGAAACGUGGAAUUGUUCGUUUUAAACAUCAAGCUUCAAGAUCAUACAUUGUUGACACAGAGGAUGGUUCAACUUUAACACGGAACCGAAGAGAUCUCAUCUACACCACAAAGAAAUACUUUAAAUACUUUUUAAAAAUGUGUGUUGGCAUGAUAUCGAGUAAACACGUUUUAGACGGAGAAUCAAGUAUAAUCUUCACGAGAUCAUUCUCAGUGAUUUCAAGAAAUGAUUCAAACACAACUUUUGGUGAUUGUCUAUCUUUUGAUAAAAAAGUCGAAAUACCAGAUGACUUAACAGAAUGA
Messenger RNA from Helobdella robusta, 612 nucleotides. RefSeq lists its product as hypothetical. The record is from RefSeq and is a predicted model, not a curated record. Bases 1 to 612 code for a protein of 203 amino acids. The transcript has 2 exons. NCBI's taxonomy places the organism in Eukaryota, Metazoa, Annelida, Clitellata, Rhynchobdellida, Glossiphoniidae.